UCAAGCAGCCGUGCUACAAUCUCGCUGUGAAAUCUCGCUCGCACACACACACACACACACACACCACAACAAGGAAACGAUGCUUUGGCUUUAAACGCUACGAUCAAGCCGCGUGCGCGCAUUUCUGCGUCAACGUUAGAUGAUUUACAUAGCGGAAGAUUUUGGUUAUGUUCUUGGCCAUGCACACUUUGCUCUUUUGACUGAACAGGAGCGCAGUUUAAGUCCAAAAUGCCCGACUGCUGCGCCGCAGCCGACUGUAAGCAGAGCUCUGACCAGCGCAACGUCUCCUUCUUCAGAUUUCCUCUAGACCCCGAGCGAUGUAAGCAGUGGGUGGGGAACUGUCGCAGACCGGACCUGCAGACUAAAACGCCUGAGUACUUGCACAGAAACUUUAAACUGUGCUCAAGACACUUUGAAACCUCCCUGAUACAGAAGGAAAGCGAACUCAAAACGGUUUUAAAGGACGGAGCCAUCCCGACCAUAUUUGACUUUACGACCAAGAAGGGCAAUGCUACAGCCCAGAACAGCAACAGGAAAAGAAAGAUACAAGCUACUGCAGCUGAACCUCUGGAGGCAAAAAAGGUGAAAGAUGACGCCCAGCCGGAGACAGUGGCACAAAAUGUAAUUGAAGACUCAACAGAGAACGCUGUAGAACAGGAGCCUGCACCAGUCAGACCAGAAAAGGAGGAUCCUGCUACGUCCAAAGCCAAGGAAACUCUGAAGAGCCACUUUAAGGAGACAUUAGCAUUCACUGGCUUCAGCAUCGUCAACAAUGUCGCUGCCAGUGCUACAAAGACUAUGGGUGGUGGAGCCGUCGGGCCGCUCAUGGUCAACCCAAUCUGUGCGGAAAAGAUUGACCCAAAAGAUGUGCUAAGACUCGGAGAGGAUGUGAUGCGCGAGGAGAUCCGCAACUCUUUGCGCAUGGCUCGCUUUUUCUCUAUCCUUCUUCAGGACAAGAUGAACAUCGAAGGCAAGGAUCAAAUCCCCGUGUUCAUCCGCUCUGUCAGUAACGAUGGGUUUCCCCAGAAGCACUUGCUGGGGUUCCUGCCCUGUGAUGUGGACUCAGACAGCCUGUACCUCAUGCUCAUGUCCGAGAUCCGUAACAAGUGGGGACUCCGAAUGGAGCACUGCCGAGGGUUUACUUACCUGACGACAGGCAGCUUGUGUCAGAAGCUGAAAGAAUUCUCCUGUCGGAUGCUCCGGGAUUUCCCACAGGUUGUCCUGGCUCCCAGCGACCCUUAUGCUUUCAACAUGUGGCUGAUCCGAGCCUUGCCCGUCCUUUCUGUACAGGAUGUUGUUGACACUGUAGAGGAAGUGGCCGCUGUCUUGAGGCAGUCCGAUACACUUGUGAAAAAACUGCAUCUAAAGAUUACAGCGGCGUACAGUCACAUCAAAGGCGAGGUGGAUCGUGUCAAGGAGUCUUGCCAAAACAACUGGGAAUAUGGCACGGAUGCUUUCCAGACGAUGUUGGACAUCCUGGAGCCUCUGUUGAACAGCAUAGGAGAGAUGUGCACCAGCGCGCUGUCAGAGGUGGACACAACCGUCAUGGAACAGCUGCUUAAGCUCAAGGAGAAGCUCAAGAACUUCAACUUCAUCAUCACCCUGGUGAUCCUUAAGAACACUCUGUGCUGUGUCAGCAUCCUCAACCCGAGCCUGAGGGGGAUAAUCAGCAUUAGCAGCACCUUGCAAUACACUAUCUCCAAUGCCUUAAAGCUGCUCAACAAGCACCUGCAGGAAAUCCCUAUAUUCCACAGGAAGUGGUUCUCCGAUGCUGUGGGUAGGGCCAAAAAGUUGGGCGUGCUGGUCACUCUGCCGGCAGACACGGCUACAAAUGGCGACUCUGACAGCAAAACGCCGACCUCACCGGAGGACUACUACAGGGAAACGCUAAGCAAAAUGGUCCUGCAAUACCUCAUCGACGAGGUGAAGCGAGUCCUCGGCAUCGAGAUGGUCCGAAUCCUGAGAUGGCUGUCUUUAGUGCCAUCGUACAUGGCCGACCACAAUUUCAGCAUCCGCAAAGACAAGGUGGCUGAUGCGAACCUGAACAAUCUGGCUCGCCCGGACUCCUUCUAUGAUGAGCUGGGCUGCUGGGAAGUCAAGUGGAGACAUGCGAGCAAACGCAGGAUCCUGCCCACAGGCGUCUUUGCCACCUUAAAGAUCCCUGAUAUUGGAUUCUAUCCCAACGUGCAGAGUCUGCUGAGAGUCCUGGGUUCCAUCCCUUGCAUCAAUGCUGAUGCAGACGUGUACGUGCAGUAUGACAUGGUGUUGGACAGGUAUCGCUCCUACAUGAAGGUGAUGCCAGCUGAGAAAAGACUGUGCAACAUGGCAUUCAUUUACGUCAAUCAGGACGUGCACUUCAACAUCGACGACAUGGUGCAGUCAUAUGUGGAAAGCCAUCCAGACAUACUGCAGCUGCUUUGUAAGGAUGAUGUAAUGGAGGUUCAACCUUCAGGUUUUCCAGCAACAGAAAAUAGUACAAAUGAUGCCUCAAAAGAAGAUAUGGAGGAACCAAGAGAGAUUAUGUUGGACAUGGAGUUGGAGAGGCCGAAACCAGCUGAGUGUUCAGGGACAGAUAAAGAGGCGUUAAAGUCUGCGCUGAAGGCUGCACUCACUGCAGCAUGCAACAGCCAUAGCAGACAGUUUCAGGGAGGCCCUGAGGGUGAGGUUGAAUACGUGACCAAAUCUGAAAUGAACGAGGUUUUGAAAGUAUGCGCAGAUGUAGUCAAAGAUGGGAUUCUUUCUGAAGCGGGAAAUUCUUUCUUCUCUCUGUUCGUUGAUCGAGUGGUGAGGUUUGGUGAAACAGACUUCCUCCCGCUGUUUCUCAGGUUUGUAGACAGUUUUGAUGUCAUGCAUUUGGAACUGAUGGGGUUUGUGGAAGCGAACCUUGAUACCGAGGCAAUGUGCGAGCGCCUUUUUGACAUUGUCACCAAAGAAUGGCAUCUCGAUUUCAAAUACUGCAGAGGCCAGGCUUACUUGGGUUCUGGGGAAAUCUCGUACAAGCUCAAGGCCUUUGCAUGCAAAGUUCAGGAGAAGUAUCCUCUCGCAAUAUGCACUCAUUCUUCCUGUUACUCUUUUAACACAUGGUGGUCAAUGACGGUUCCGGUGCCCUCCAUCAGCAGAGCUCUAGAUAUACUUGAGAAGAUAGUGUUGUUUUUCAGCAGCUCACCUGAACUUGAAAAACAGCUGGACCAAGUCAUAGCUGUUGGUCUGCGUGAGAGCUACGAGAAGAUCCAUGAGUUUCAAGGAAACUUCUGUUCCUCUUGGCAGGAGAAGCAUGACUCCUAUGACGUUUUCUCUCAGAUACUGGAGCCUCUGGUUGAUUGUCUGGAGAGGUUCCAUAACAGCAGUCCACCGAUGUGGAGUUUAGCCAUCAUCAACCAAGCAAAGAAACUCUUGCAACUGAUCCGAGACUUUGACUUCAUCGUGGCAAUAGUUGCUCUGAAGAACAUCUCCUCUUUCACCAGAGAACUCAGUGCGGCUCUGCAGAAAGACCAUUUCAGUGCUGCAUCACAGCUCUGCCAGAUCAGUGGCAUUGUAGCCACACUCAACCGACUUAAGACUAACAUUAAAGUGUUCCAUCAAAACUGGUUCGAUGAAGCGUGUUCCUUUGCUCAGAAUUUAGGGGUGCAGGUUAAAGUGCCUGAGAGUGCACCAUGUCCCAGGGACAGCCUGUUAAAACCAGGCGGAUACUAUAAAGAUGCAGUCAGUGUCCCUUUAGUCGAUCACAUAAUCAACUCUGUCAAGGACCAUUUCUCAGAUGACCACAAAGAAGCUCUCAAUUUCUUAUCUCUGGUCCCGUGCUCAGUAACCAUGAGCUACACUUUUGAAAGCCUGAAGUCAAAGCCUCCAUUGUACGUUGGUGACCUUCCGGAUCCUGAAAACUUCUUCACAGAACUUUCUUGCUGGAAGGUUAAAUGGAAAACCAAAGUGGUUUCUCCAACAAUACCAGACACUAUUUUUCAAACUCUCCGCCUGCCACUCAUGCAGUAUUUUGCCAACAUUAACACGUUGCUGAAGAUCAUGUCAGUGUUACCAAGUACCACACUGGAGCAUUGUGGAGAAGUAAAGCGGCAUAAAAUGUUUCAGGAUUACCUGAGGAGCACAUAUGCUAAGGACAGGACUCCAUGUUUAGCCAUGCUUCAGGUGGGCACAAACUUCAACAGAGAUCUGGACAGAAUGGUGACUCAGUGUUUAAAAGUAACUCCACAGACACUGGAAGGUAUCUGCCUGGACAAAGAAGCAAAAACUCUGAGGAAUUCUGAGAUAAAAGCUGAAGACAACCACAAUGACGAGGAGAUGGAGGUUCAACAGGAAAGAUCUACCAAAAAGCUCCCAGACUUCAAUGAGUUAAAGGCAGAGGAUAAUCGCACCGCUGUGUUCAACAAAACUGAGACCCAGCAGGUUCCUGAAGUUGUCCCUGCUGUACUUUUGGAGGGACAGCAAGCGAAGCCUUUGGAUGAGAACGGUCACUCUGACCAGCCUGUAGACAGUCUUCAGCGGGUCUUCAUGGUGGCAGCGAGACUGGCCCGGAAAAAACAUCUGUUUUCGGCCCUUCCCAAGGAAGAACAAGACUUUGUUAUGCAAGAUCUUGGUAUGUGUCACUGGGACCAGGAGAACACAAAGCAUUUUUCAGAUGUGCUAGACAGUAUUGCAAAGUCGAUAAGAGAAACAAUCCUUUCAGAAGUUCAAGAAUCUCCAUUUUUUUCCAUUAUUACCGACAAGGUGGUGUCUGUUGAUGACAAGAAACACUUUCCUGUGUUUGUCCGGUAUGUUGACAAUUUCACACCGAAAGUAGAGCUUUUAGGGUUUCUGCCCUUAGACUCGAGCGCAGAUGCAGCUACCCAAGCUAAGACUCUAUCAAGUAUCCUCUCCGAUGAGUGGGGACUCCAAAUGGGGUGCUGUCGUGGCCAGUCCUUCAUGUGCAUGGGUGCUGGGGGUCAAGGUCUGAGAAAGCUAUCUUUAGAUUUCUUAGCUAGCUUUCCUCUCGCUGUGAACACACCCAGUGAGUCCUGUGGACUUGCUUAUUGGCUAGCAGUCAGCCUUCAUAAUGACCCCAUCGCAAAGGUGCUUGGUGUAGUCGAGGACCUGUUACUUUUCUUUGAUCAGUCACCAAGACUGCACGUUGAGCUUUCUCAGACAAGGGAAGGUCUCUUGAAUACUCCUCGGGAAGCCCUCGCAGAGGUCCCAGAAACGUGUUUGUCGAAGUGGAAAAAAAGAGAAGAUUUCUUUGACAUUUUGGUGGACAUGUUAGAAGGAGUCCUGAGUUGUCUGGACUCUGUUAGCAACAAUGCAGACGGUUCCUGGAGUAAUAGCAUGUCGAUACAUGCGCUGAUGCUCUCCACAACUAUUAGGGAAUCAGAUUUUGUUGUUUCCCUUGUGAUCCUGAAGAAUGCCUGCACUCCCCUGCGGAACUGCAGCACAAUAUUCCGCUGCGGCAAUCCGGCUGAUAUCAUCUGCGAGCUGGAGAAGAUCCCUGUUAUAAUCGAGUCUCUUGUCAAGAUGUUGGAGAACAUCAAUGUGGUGCACUAUACCUGGUUCGAGGAGGCAACCCAGCUCGCUGCCAAAGUUGCUGGAGCACUCUCGUAUCCAGACACAGUCAGCACCUAUGACUCUCCAGAGGUGGGCUACAGAGAGACGGUCAGCAUACCUGUCUUAAGUGGUCUGAUUGAGGAAAUGAAGUUCAACUUUUCGGAGUGUCACUUGAAAGCCCUCAGGGUCCUUUCUCUGCUUCCCACGUGCAAUCCUCUGCCCAUUCUCCCAGAGGCACCAGAUAAGUUCUAUACUAUCUACCAAAGUGAUCUACCUGAACCAGAAGCAGCAGAGGAAGAAAUCAAUGCCUGGGCCACUGUUUGGCGAGAGAAGUAUCAGGACAGUUCACUGCCCACCUCAAUCUCUGAGACUCUGCACCACCCUGAAGCUAAGGAUCACCCUAACGUGACUACUCUUCUGAGGCUUGUUGCCGUGCUACCUAGCAUUAGCAUGGAGUGUGAUCUGAUGAAGACCACUCUUAACUCGUUGAGGAGCUUGAUCGGGAAUGACUAUGAUAGCAUCAACAAGACCAACACUGUAAUGCUUCUUAUGCAUUGCCCCAUGCUGCAGACUUUAGAACAAGUGAUCGACAGGUGUAUGGAACUUGAUGCAAAGAGCCGUGGCUUUCUUUCUCCGGUGAAGGAGAGUCUCUGUGUUGUGAAGAUGGAUAGCGCGGUAGCUGGGGUUCUAUCAGAGGAAAAUGUCAAUAUUACCAACUCUGGGGUUUCAGAGAUCAUAAAUGGCACAGUUCCAAUCAGCGCACAAGACCAGCCCACCACUACAGUGCAGUGUGACACUGGAGAGAUAAGCACUUCUGUUGUAGUUGGUACCACUGCAACUCCCAGGGAUAGUGCCAUGGAAAUAACUGCUUCCAAUGGACAAGCUGAGAUACAGGAAACUUCUCCCAUCAGCACAGAUGGUCAGUCAGCAGCUACACAUUCAAAUGACUCUGAAAUUGGUUCAUCCACGGUCACUGCAUCUGACAGAACACCAGUUGAACAAGAUAUUCCCAAAGAGCACAAAGCAUUGUCCCCAGGUAUAACCACAGAGCUACAAAAUGGAAAUGCAGAGCUUCUAAAUGAAGUACCAGCCCAAAAUAUCACCACUGAGCAUAAAACAGCAUCCAAGGAUGUUGCCAUGGCACUUAUGGACCCACGAACAAAGGUGGCAGCUGAGGCUGUCAUCACAGUAUCAGAAGUGGCAGACCAGAGCGCAGAGCCGGUCACUGUAGAACCAGUCGCUGCAGCUGGGAAUGCCACCAUGGAAGUCACAGAGGUGGUGCAGGACAUAAUCACAAAGCCAGGAGUGGAAGCCUAUGCUAUAGAGACUCUAGCAUCAGCACAGGAUGUCAUUCCAGAUCUAGGUACAGCAGAGGAUGUCUCCAUGGAUUGUACAGUGCCUGUAAUUGGAGCGGCAGCCAAGGAUGACGUUACUGAGCAAAGUGUCAACAUGGAACCUGUACCUGAGGCAGCAGCCCCGAUUGCUAACACAGAGCCUGUUACAGUAUCCAAGGAUGUCCCAAAUGACUCCACAGUAGCGACAGAUGUAGUCACUGCACUGCCUGUUAGAGGAGACAAAGAUGUUACUGAUCAUGAAGCAGUAGAAAAAGGUGUCAUGAGUGUGUCAGACAUGGCAGUGGAAAGUGGCACAAAAUCUGCACCCCAGGGUGUCGCUGCCAAGGAGCAGUCAACAGCAGUCCAUGACAAAAGUACAAACCCAGUUGUAGUACCCCAGGAGAUCACCAUGGAGCUUGUUGCUACUGGACAAGAUGCCAAGGGAAUCCGAACAGAGUCUGGUGUUGGAGUCCAGAUUGUGACAGCAGCACAGAGUGUCACCAGAGAGCCUGUAACAUCAGCCCAAAGCGUGACCAUUAAGCCAGAUACAGCAGGAGAGGAUCUCCUCAAUGAAUGUGAUUCAGCAGUAACACAGUAUGCUACCACUAAGUCUGGAUCAGCGGUUCAAAAUGAUGCCCCAGAUCAUGGAACAACAUCCGAGGCCUCACCAACGGAACCCCAAACAAAUCAAGGUGUCACCCCAAGUAAUGAACCCACAACAUCCCUGGAAGUGACUGUGAAACCAGUAACAUUACUUCAGGAUAUAAGCAGUGAAACCAACACAGCUGAGGAUAUCUCUUCUGUGACUGCAUCAGAAGCCCAGAUUUUUCCCAUAGCAGAACUACAGAAUGUCACCAUACAACCUGUAACAACCAGACAUGAUGUUACCUUGGAUGACCAAUGCGGCUCCACGGAACCAAAAACAGCAUUACCAGAUGCCACAAAUUGCACAGCAACAGUACAGUGUGGGGAGUCUGAUACAACCGAGCAAGAAGUUAUCGCAAAGCAUGUGCCAGCAGACAAGGAUGCUGCUAUGGAUACCACUGAAUCAGACCAUGGUGUUGCCUUACAGUCUGCACUAACAGCCAAGGACACUGUUCCUACAGAGUCAGCAUCCGAGCAUGUCCCCAUGGAGCUUGAUGCAGCAUCAGAAAAAAUAACCACAGAUCCUGCAGGAACAGUGCAGGAUGUUGUGAUGGAGAGCCAAGAUGAAUCCAAAGCAGUGGCCUGUGAUGUCACCAUGGAGCCCAUCACAGAAACCAAGGAUGUCCCAGUGGGUCACAUCGACAACCUAAAAACAGAAACUGAAAGUACUGGCCUAAAGGUUGACGUUCAAGAUACUUCCAAUCCGGUUAUAGCAUCAGCUCAGAAUGGGACAUGCCACUCCAAAAUACCUGCUUCAGAUGGCAUAGAUAAGGCUGUAUCUGCCAAUAAAGUCAGCGAUGUCCAGUCUACCGCAUCGUCAAAGGAUGCCACAAGUGUUGCAAACAGCUUUACGGAAGCCGAAGUCAAGCAUACAACUGUUCAAGAUGAUCUCAAUCAAUCCUAUGCAAUAACUCAAGAUGGCACAGAUCCCUCCAAAGAAGUAGCACAAGCAGCAGUUGAAGAUGGCACUGAACCCCACAAGGGGGUUUUGUCAUUCUACAGCAACCCUACUCAAGAGGCAUUUUUCAGUGAAAUUCAAAGUGCAAAGUUCUUUUCUAUUAUAUGUGAACAGCAAAUAGAGAUAGAAGGACAUACGUAUAUCCCCGUAGGGAUCUGUUACCUUCAGAAACAAAAGACGCCCUGCGAGGAUGUAUUGGCUUAUGUCCCACUUGACCAAGACAUUGCUGCUUUUGUGGAUUCAAUGACGGCAGCUCUGUCCGAAAAGUGGGGCUUGAACUUGGCCUUCUGUCGGGGACAAAACCUGCUGACAGUAGGUGCUGCAGGUGCACAAGUGAGGGCAGCGGCAACGUUGUUGUCUCAGAGGUACCCACACGCCAUACGCACUUUCAGCUCCACCAUGUCUCUAAACACAUGGCUGGCUAAAUCGUGUAUAAUCUCUGAGAUAGCGGACAGCUUCACGUGGGUGGAGAGGAUGCUUCAGUGGGUGACUGAGGACGAGGAGAAACGGUCUGUAUUACACAAAAUGGUUGCGUCCCUGUUCCAACACAAUGCAGUCAAGCACAGUGACCUGACUGAUAGGCUGAGCAGAAGCCAAUGGGAGAGGAGCCAUGAUACUCUGGAUCUUACCGUAGAAAUCCUGGAAGCCAUCAUGCUCACUUUGAAUGAUAUUAAAGAUAGCCAUGACAUCCAGGCAGAAAGAACACAGGCUGGUGACUUCCUCAUCAUUCUGCAGAACUUUGAGUUCAUUUUGACACUCGUGAUCAUGAAAAAUGUCCUGGGUCCCACAAAAAGUUUAAGCCAGAAUCUCCAGGGUCAACCUCUGGAUGUGUAUCAAGCUGUCACCAGCCUGACUGAAGUACUUUCUACACUGAGCGAUAUGAAAGCCAACAUUGACACUCACCUUCAAACCUGGUACCAAGAAGCUGUGGAAUUCGCUUCUAAGUUACAGAUCAGCGUGGACCAUACUUCACAGGAGUGCUUGAUCAUUUAUUGUAGAGACAUUGUCAGCAAAGGAGCGAUAGAUCACGCUGUUUGCGAGAUCUCCGAGCUUUGCUCAGACCACGCUCUGUCAGCCGUGCGCUGCAUGCAGGUUGUGCCUUAUGUCAUAUCCAAGAAGGAAGGAUGCUGCAUGGAAUCUGAGGUCUUCAAGUUGUACCAGGAUGAUCUCCCAGACUCUAGCGCUCUGCAGGUGGAGCUUCUGAAAUGGCGUGAGAGAUGGUUGGACACAGAUGAACAGCCUCUUCCUGCUGGUCUUCUAGACACGCUCAAUGCCACAGAUGCAGAGUUCUUCCCCAACAUUGAGACACUUCUCAGGCUCCUUGUGAUCUUGCCCUGUUUCAGAAAAGAGGAUUUGAUCAGACAGGGAAAGAAGAGUCUCAUUGAGUUCAACCACCAGAGAUCUUUACUCGAGCUGUAUCCUUUAUAGAGUGGUAACCGUUAACCUGUCAACCCUCAACUGCCCCCUAAAACUAGCUUUCCAUUAAUUAGGGUGUCGUAUACUGCUGAAGUCCUCAGUGUUUUACUCACUGUAUCCUGGUUACAGCUGAUCAAAUCUGAGCAUAGGUUUCAGUAGAGUUAUUUUGUUUUGUUUUAAUUAGAGAUCUAAUUAGAACUGUACACUUUACGUAUAAUCUAAUUGUUUUAUUAUUUUGUUUUCUUGUCUUAUUUUUAUCUUGUGUGAUGUGGACUAAGAAAGAGGACUGCCUACAGGGACCAAUGUCUUGCCAAAAAAAAAGUGGAAAAAGGAAGAAAAAUACAUGCCCUAGCCAGGGCUCUAAUGCUUUUGUGCCUUUAUGCAAAACCUUACCCUGACUCUUGGAACAUAAGGACUAAGUUUGUCUGCAAGAAUGCUUUCAAGCCAAGCUUUUUGGAAGCUUCCCAGCAUCUUCAGGAACUUUUACAAUUUUUUUUUUUAAUCAUGUAAAUCCUAUGAAAAAAAAUAACAAUCCAGAUGUGUUCAGUCCAGUUACACGCAUUUAGUCAAAUAAGCUGUGGGUUUCAAAUCACCUGAAUCAUGUCACGCUCAUUCACACGGCACAAAUGCUGAAAUGCUACGUUCCAUUAUGUGUCAAAAACAAGUUUCAUUUCUUUGCAGUUUGACUUGGAUGCAUUGGUUUCUGUAAACACUUUCUCCCAAAAAUCCUUCUCAUGGAAAGAAGGAUUCAAAUAUAUAUAUAUUUGACUAAAAUAAAUAAAAAUGAUUUAAAUGAAA
Molecule: messenger RNA, 10680 nt
Organism: Hemibagrus wyckioides
Lineage: Eukaryota; Metazoa; Chordata; Actinopteri; Siluriformes; Bagridae
Exons: 13
Coding region: 229-9894 (3221 amino acids)
Source: RefSeq, a predicted model, not a curated record